AUGAACACGCAGAACGGAACGUCGUCUACUUGGGCCGUGUCGAACUCGACGAACGCGACGGUCAUCAACGACGGAUGGGUGCGCGGCAAAAGCGCGUUGCCGAAGCGCGGCCGGCGGGGAGCCAAUCUGGAUGAGAAUGGGGCGCCGUGCUUCAGCUGUUUCUUUGUCGAUGGGUGCCGUGGAGGGAUGUUGCUUGGCAACUGCCAGACCGUAGAGAUGGGAUAUUCGGGUUGCUGCUACAUCCUCACCUUCUUCGCCGCCCUCGCCCUCUUCCCGGCCGUCUUCCUCGCCGGUGUCGCUGGCAUGCUGGGCUACAAAGCCGGCCACGACCAGGCGUCGAAGCGC
Messenger RNA from Mesorhabditis spiculigera, 345 nucleotides. The record is from the annotation of a GenBank genome assembly. NCBI's taxonomy places the organism in Eukaryota, Metazoa, Nematoda, Chromadorea, Rhabditida, Rhabditidae.